This is a messenger RNA of Diaporthe amygdali, 780 nucleotides long. RefSeq lists its product as uncharacterized. NCBI's taxonomy places the organism in Eukaryota, Fungi, Ascomycota, Sordariomycetes, Diaporthales, Diaporthaceae. The coding region runs from base 1 to 780 and encodes 259 amino acids. The record is from RefSeq and is a predicted model, not a curated record. The transcript has 2 exons.
AUGGUCACCACUCUGGUCGCAACCAAACGGGCUGUUUCUCAGCUGGCGAACCUCAAGGCCAGAAGCAACAUCAUUGCAGAUACCCGAAGUUUGGUCUUUUGCACAAAUUCAUACUCGCAGGCCGCCUCCAUCCGCUACCAUCUUCGUAACCAACGAACCCAGCUCCGGUCACCAAUCUACACCAUCUGCAUCACCGACCCGAACCGCUUGCAUACCUGCAGUCCGACACACGCACGCACUGGUCAAAGAAGCUUGUCUGGCACCACGUCUCUGAAGAUGGCGACGGACGACGAGUACAUGGACUUCCUGAACAAGGCCAACGAGGACCCGGGCCAGGGCUCGGCUUCAGCCCAGGCGCAAGGGGGCAAGGGCAAGAAGGAGCUCAAGGCGGCGGACCACGGAGCAGACAUACCGCAGCCAUUGGUUAAAGCUACCAAGGAUGCCUUCUACAUAUCUGAUUCGGACGAGCCGUUUGUGCCCGUGUCGCUGGCGUGGGGCAAGGGCGAGGGCUUGCCAGACGAGGAGGAGAUCGCCAAACUGGUCGACCACUGGGAUCCUGCGAAGGCCGAGGUUGAGAUCUUGGACCCCGUCGACUGGGACAGGAAUGGACAGUACAAGGAGCUUAUUGAUGCGGUUAGCGAGGCUGGAAAGGGCAACGACGUUCGGGUCUAUCGCAUCGUCAAGGAUAGCUCGAGAGUGGAAUACUUUGUGGUGACGAGGGCAGGAGAGGGCAAGAAUGCUAGGCUGGUGGGCGUCAAGGCACUGGCGAUUGAGAGCUGA